UAAAAUUAUAAAAUUUAGAUCCAUAAUAUAAAUUAACUUGGUAAAGGUACACAAACGUACAAUGCAUACACUGAGAAAAAGAGCAUAUUUUACAUUUAGAUGGCCGAGAACCGUAAGCUUCACAUAGCAUUGUUCCCAUGGCUAGCUUUCGGCCACAUGAUCCCCUACCUAGAGUUUGCAAAGCUCAUGGCUCAAAAGGGUCACCGUAUCUCCUUCCUGUGCACUCCUCGAAACAUCAAUCGCCUCCCAAAACUCCCACCCAAUUUGAUAAACUUUGUAAGCCUGCCAUUGCCACACGUUGAAGGUCUUCCUGCUGAGGAUGCAGAGGCCACAGUCGAUGUUCCGUACGACAAGAUCCAAUACCUUAAGAAAGCUUAUGAUGGUCUCCAAGAAUCGGUGACCUUGUUCCUCCAAUCUUCAAAUCCCGAUUGGAUUCUCUAUGAUUUCGCUCCUUAUUGGGUAGCUCCAAUUGCAUCAAGAAUGGGCAUAAAGACCUCUUUCUUUAGCGUAUACACAGCCCCAGCUCUUGGUUUUAUGGGACCCCCAUCGGUUCUGAAGGGCGAGAGCAGUGUUAAUUAUGAAAUCAGAACCAAGCCUGAGGACUACACGGUUCCUCCAAAAUGGAUCGAUUUCCCAACAACGGUGGCGUUUCGUUACUUCGAGAUAAAGCGGAUAUUCGACAGCAUGUCCCCUAACGAUUCGGGAGUUUCGGAUGUAUGCAGAACGGGGGCCGGAAUCGAAAGCUGUGAUGUGGUGGCCAUUCGAGGCUGCAUCGAUUUCGAACCCGAAUGGUUUCGGCUGCUACGAGAUCUUUACAACAAACCGGUUUUACCAAUCGGUCAGUUACCCCCAGCUGGUGAUCAAAAUGAUCAUAACAGAGAUGAUGAAACAGAGACAGAGACGAUGACUUGGUUGACGAUGAAGAGUUGGUUGGACAAGCAUGAGAAAGGUACUGUUGUGUACGUUGCAUUCGGAACCGAAGCGAAGCUGGGACGCGAAGAAGUUACUGAGAUAGCUGUUGGGUUGGAAAAGUCUCAAUUGCCCUUCUUCUGGGUGCUAAGAUUAACUCAAGCAGCCAUUUUACCGGAGGGGUUCGAGGAGCGAAUCGAAGGACGUGGGGUGGUGUGGAAGACUUGGGCUCCUCAGCUGAAGAUUCUAGCUCACGAAUCGGUCCGGGGACACUUCACUCACUCGGGGUGGAGCUCUGUGGUUGAGUCCCUUCGGUUUAAGAGAGCUUUGAUACUGUUACCCUUGAUUGCAGACCAAGGAAUAAAUGCUCGGAUUUUGGAAGAGAAGAAAAUGGGUUAUAGCGUACCAAGAGACGAGCGAGACGGGUCGUUUACCAGCAAUGCCGUGGCCGAGUCUCUUAGGUUGGUAAUGGUUGAAGAUGAGGGGAACAUUUACAGACACAAAGUCAAGGAAAUGAGUGGACUGUUUGCUGACAGGGAUAGACAAGACCGAUAUUUGGAUAACUUCCUGGACUACCUCAAAUCGCAUAAAACGUCUGAACUUUCUACAGAGCAGAGGAGAAAAUAAUUAAAUUAUUUUAUGGUUUUUAUAUCCGAGUCAUCUGUAUAUCAUUGUAGUUUCUGGCUAAUUUGUUCGGUGUGUCGUGUGCUGUUUUUUUUUUUUUUUGAAUUAUUAUUUAUUAUCGUUUUUCUUCUUCAUCUUAUUGUUGGAUAUGUAAACUUUCCAUCUUAAUUUUAUAUAUUUGUCAGUCCGCUCUUCAUCCUCAGCGGUGGUGGCGGUGGUGGCAUCAUUGUUA
This is a messenger RNA of Ziziphus jujuba (common jujube), 1765 nucleotides long. Its product is annotated as UDP-glycosyltransferase 91A1-like. NCBI's taxonomy places the organism in Eukaryota, Viridiplantae, Streptophyta, Magnoliopsida, Rosales, Rhamnaceae. The record is from RefSeq and is a predicted model, not a curated record. Gene Ontology annotation, molecular function: UDP-glycosyltransferase activity. Bases 100 to 1536 code for a protein of 478 amino acids. The transcript is spliced from 2 exons.